Molecule: messenger RNA, 1986 nt
Organism: Paramecium octaurelia
Lineage: Eukaryota; Ciliophora; Oligohymenophorea; Peniculida; Parameciidae
Source: the annotation of a GenBank genome assembly
GAUUCAUUCUAAUUGAUCAUUCUACUAUCAUGCAGACUGAUUUUUAAAGUAAUUAGUAGCAUUGAUUCACAUUAUAAGAUAAUAAUUGCAAUUAGAUUAAGUUUCAUAAUUUGUCAAACUAGAUUUAAUGAAUUAAGUGCAAAGUCCAGCAAAGUAUGCCUCAUAAUAUUGCUUUUCUAAUGAGUUUGAGUAUUGAAUACAAUUCUUUAUUGGAAUUGAGGUGAAAUUCUAAAAUAGCAAUCAAAAGUCUCUACACCAACUCAAAUCAAUAGGAAUGUUCUCUUAUCAUCAGAGAUAAAACAGAGGGACUUAAAUGAUUAUUAUGAUUAACUAUAUUCGAAAAUAUGUAACUUAUAUGUCCAAGAAUAUACAUUUAUAUUUUAUCAAAAUACCAGUAAUAUAAGCACUUUUAUGAAUAAAAAAAGACGAGAAGAAUUGUUAAUGGAAGUUGAUAAGAAAAUUAUUAUAAUUAUUUAUGUUUCGAAAAUAAUUAAAAUCGGUUGAUGAUAAAAAGACUAAUAAUCAAUCACCUUAUCGUUUAAAUUUCUUUAAUAACUAAAUUAAGAAUAAAAGGGAUUAAGAAUUGGGAUAAGCUUAAGAUGUUGUAAAUAAAAGAAGAUUGAAGAAAAAGGAAUCUCUAUCAAUAUCAAACACAUUUCAUUUUGAUGAUUAACAACCUGCCUCGUUUAAUAGUUUUUUUGUUCACUCAUAAAAAAAGCCAUAGAAUAGAGAUAAAUUAGUUACUGAGAUAGGGAAUUGUGGAUCUUAUCGAAAGAGAGUUGAGACACUACACACAUAGUAAUUUUCAGAUGAUGACGCAAGAUUGCAUCCUGAUCGACAAAAUGACAGAUUGAGAUUGAAACUCUACUUUAGUUUUUAAAAGAUGCAAAUAAGAUUGGUCAAUCUGAUCAAUCUUAUUUAGCAAAUUGAUGUGUGUUCCUUAAAUAACUACAUCUCAGAGAUUUCUUCUGCUACUAUUGAAAUUAUUGGAGUAUAAAAAUCAAUUAAUUAGGGUCAUUGUAGAUAAUUUAAGAGAUUUAUGAUAAAUGAAUGCAUAGGUUUGGUUUUCUAUUUGAUGAUCAAGAGAGGGAUACUCUAAGGAAUUGAUCUGAUUAAAUGGGAGAAGUUACUCAUCUAUGGUCAUUAAGCUAAUACUAUUUAAACAAUCACCACUCUGAAAUUGCAGAUUAAAGGUGUUUAAUAAUAUUUGCAUCAGUUUCAGUAAUUUCAAAGCAUGAAUCCUCUCAUUCCUAAUCAAAUUGAAAAGAUGAAUCUAUUAAUUGAAUAAAAUAUAGACAAAUUGCUAAAGUACAUGUUCAAAAAUAUGAAGGAAUACAUAAGAUAAAUAAGUUCAAUAGCAUCUUUAAGCUUAUCGGGAUUCAUAAAUUGAUGCAGCAUUUUAAUUUUACUAAUAAAAGCUGAGAGUGAUCAUAGUCAAUCUCGAAAGAUUUUUAUUUUUGCUACCUAAAAGUUCAACUGUUUAUACAUUAGUACUGGACUUAGAUGAAACCUUGGUUCAUUUUAUUGAAGAAACUCAAGAAGUCUUAAUUAGACCAUAUACAGAGAUAUUUUUAGAAUAAAUGGGGAAACAUUUUGAAAUUGUAAUCUUUACAGCUGGAAUCUAAUCAUAUGCAGAUAAGUACUAAAUAUUUGAUUUUAAGGAUUAUUGACAAAAUUGAUGUUAUGAAUGUCGUAAAGCAUAGAUUGUAUCGACAUCACACGUUUUCAUAAGGGAAUGUUAUGUUGAAAGACUUGAGCACUUUGGGGAGACCUCUUUCAAAAACCAUCAUAGUUGACAAUAAUCCAUAUAAUUUUGUUUUAUAGCCACAUAAUGGUAUUAAAAUCAAAGCUUGGGUGGGGGAUGAAAAAGAUAGAGCACUAGUUGAAUUGAUGCAAUACUUAAUAAAAUUGACCAAAUAUGAGGAUAUCAGAAUAGGUCUGAAAGAAUUAAAAGCAAACCCUCACUAUUUUACAACUUCUUUCUGA